GAACGUCGUUUGGUUACAGCCCAAUUGCACGGACACUAUACCGGACUCCUGCCUUUACAUGGCGAUAAUGAAAACCCUUUACAGGUUUGACUCAAACGAGCAGCCGUAGAUAAGCAGGAAGUGGCGGCAGUCACGUUGUGCAGCUGUACAGCAGCAGUGUGCAGUGACCUCUGGUGUAGCCGGCGAGACAUGGUGGCCAUAAAUAAGUAUGUGCUCGGAGCUUCCGUGGUGGGAACGGUGUUCGGGACGUCCGUCCUCCUGAAGGACUAUGUAGGUGGUGGUCACUGUCCAAGCAAAGCGAAAAUUGAGGGGAAAACAGUGAUAGUAACCGGUGCUAAUACAGGAAUUGGUAAAGAAACUGCUUUGGAGCUUGCAAAAAGAGGUGGAAGAAUAAUCAUGGCAUGUCGAGACAUGGAAAAGUGUGAAAAUGCGGCAAAGGAAAUCCGUGGCAAAACACUAAAUCACAAUGUGUUUGCCAAACAGCUGGACUUGGCAUCUACGAAAUCUAUCAAAGAAUUUGCAAACCGAAUCCUAAAAGAGGAGGAACACUUAGAUGUUUUAAUAAAUAAUGCCGCAGUAAUGAGGUGUCCUCACUGGAAGACAGAAGAUGGAUUUGAAAUGCAGUUUGGAGUCAACCAUUUGGGCCAUUUCCUCCUGACUAACCUUUUACUUGAUAGACUGAAGGAAUCCGGCCAGUCGCGCAUUAUUAAUGUGUCUUCCUUAGCUCACAUAGUAGGAGACAUUGACUUGGAGGACUUAAACUGGGAGAAGAAGAAAUUUAACACAAAAGCAGCUUACUGUCAGAGCAAACUGGCCAAUGUUCUGUUCACAAAUGAGCUGGCAAAAAGGCUGCAAGGAACAGGAGUUACUGUCAACUCCUUGCAUCCUGGAGUUGCAGAUACUGAACUGGGAAGACACACUGGAAUGCACAAAUCUACUUUUUCCAGUUCUGUACUAGCUCCCAUAUUUUGGUUCUUGAUAAAAAGUGCAAGACAAGCGGCACAGCCCAGCGUCUAUCUGGCUGUGGCCGAAGACCUCCAAGGGACAACUGGAAAGUAUUUUAAUGCUUUGAAGGAAAAAGAACCAGCCAAACAAGCUUUGGACGAGGAGACUGCAAAGAAACUGUGGGAAGAAAGUGCCAAACUUGUUCAUCUUGAUGAAGCAUUGCAAGAAUGUAAAGCAUAAUGACACCCUAAUACAUAAAUGAAUUGCCUUCAGUGAAGGUUCUGAAUGGUCUUACGUGUGUUUUUAUCUGUAUCAUAUAAUAAUAAACCUCUGUUUCCAAUC
This is a messenger RNA of Bufo bufo (common toad), 1287 nucleotides long. RefSeq names its product retinol dehydrogenase 13 (gene RDH13). The transcript is spliced from 7 exons. NCBI's taxonomy places the organism in Eukaryota, Metazoa, Chordata, Amphibia, Anura, Bufonidae. Bases 190 to 1185 code for a protein of 331 amino acids. The record is from RefSeq and is a predicted model, not a curated record.